UAUUCUCACCCCUCUCUUCAUCCAAUCCCACUUUUCUUUGAGCAAAACCAAGAAACCCUUCACACAAACCCCACCACCAACCAUGGGCACCAAACUAUUUCACACAUUGCUCCUCCUCUCUUACGCCCUCUCCAAUGUCAUAGGAGAAGAAACAGGCUUCGUGGGCACACUACACCCCAAAUCCUUAGGUCUUCACAAGAAACAAACCCUAAGCCACUUCAAAUUCUACUGGCACGACAUAGUGAGCAGUGGAGCCAACUCCACCUCAGCCACAGUCAUCCCACCACUCCCCAAAUACAACACAAGCACUUCCUUCGGCAUGGUUAACGUGAUGGACAACCCCUUGACGUUGGGCCCCGAGAUGGGCUCCAAGCUCGUGGGCCGGGCCGAGGGGUUCUACGCACUAACAUCACAAUCCCAGAUCAAUUUGCUCAUGGUCAUGAACUUUGCCUUGUUUGAAGGGAAGUACAACGGGAGCACCAUAACUAUCGUGGGGAGGAACGCUGUUAGUGAAAAUGAAAAGGAUAUUCCUGUGGUUGGUGGGAGUGGGAUUUUUAAGUUUGCUAAGGGAUAUGCUCAUGCCAAGACCUACUUCUUUGAUCCCAAGACUGGGGAUGCUACCACUGAGUACAACGUUUAUGUCCUCCAUAACGAGUAAACUAUUGAUUUGAUCUCUGAAAUAUCAUAUUUUCUCUUAAAGAUAGUCUUUACAAUAAUGAAAUUGUAUCAAUGGUCUCUGAAAUAUUCAAUACCCAUCAUUUAGUCGUUACGGUUAUAUAUUUUAAUAAUCGUAAGCGACUCAUUUGAAGAAUUUUUUCAAUAAUUGAGAGACUAUUUAAUAUGAUUUCUAAUCAUUAAGAGAUUGGUUGUGUAAUUUUUUUAUGAGAGUACUAUUUAUGAGAGAAAAUAAUACUUAGAAAUGAAAUUGAUGAUUUACAUUGUAAGAGAUUUAUUCUAUUUCAUCUUUAUUUUAGGGUUUUUCUUUUCGAGUUUA
Glycine soja is the source of this 994-nucleotide messenger RNA. Its product is annotated as dirigent protein 22-like. The transcript has a single exon. Lineage: Eukaryota; Viridiplantae; Streptophyta; Magnoliopsida; Fabales; Fabaceae. Bases 83 to 658 code for a protein of 191 amino acids. The record is from RefSeq and is a predicted model, not a curated record.